CUUUAUAUCAAUAUAUUACUAAAAUUCUUAGGAUAUGUUACCAUAAAGACCAUAAACAUCUUAUAAUUCAACUAAUUCCUCUCAUCAAAUUGAAUCACCAGCAAAUACUAUUAAUGUAUUGACAACUCUACAAUUAUCAACGAAUAGAAAAUUAUUAGAAUAAUUCCCUAAAGAUGCUCAUUCUGAUGUUAUAAUUCAAAUCAAAAAUAAAAGAUUUGAAUUAUAAAAGGCACAUCUCAGAAUUGAAAGUCCUUUUUUUGAUUGCGAUAAAAAAGUCAUCUCUAUAUAAGAAUACGAUCCAGAUAUUUUUGAGGGAAUUCUUAAAUGCUUUUAUGGUGGACAAUAUACCAUUUAUAAUUAUCAAGAGCUUUAUUUGGCUUAUCAAAUUUGUAGUUUUAUUAAAUGCGAGGGUUUAUGUAAAUAAAUUGAGAGUUCAUUUGUUAUCAAUAAAAAAUCAUUUACUCUUGCAUUUUAAUUAAGUGAAUUUUAUGGCCUUGAAGAUUUAAGACUUUAGUGUUAUGAAUUUUUGGAUAGUAAUCCUGAUGCUUUUCUACAAAUAUUUGAUCUUGGUAUGCUCAAAUUAAAAAAGAAUCAUAAGAAAACUACACCUUCAGAUAUGUUAGGAUUAAAUAAAUCCUGUUUUACUCAUCUCAUUUAAGCACAUAACACUUAUAAAAAAACUAAAUCAGAAUCAAGACAAUUUCUAACGAACUAUGAAAUUUUCUAAUUAUUAGAAUUGUAUGCCUCUAAUGAAGAUGAUCUCAAAGAACUAGUCAUUAAUUUAAUUGAUAGAAAUUCUCUUACAAGUGAAGAAUACUAUAAAAUAUAUCAUCUUUUAGCUUGUAGAUAAUCUCAUGAUAUUUUAGAUGAACCACAUAUUCAACCAUGUCAUUAAUCUGUAAAAGAAUAUCAGUAAUUUAAUAUUUAUUAUAAUAGAUUAUAAACUUAAUCUGAAAAGAAUUAUUAAGAUUAUUUUGAUGUUAAAAAAAGUGAAAACUAUUAUUUCAAAAAACGUAUGAUUGAAUUAGAGGAGCAAAACAAAGCAUUAGAAUAAGAGACUUCAAAACUUUAAAUAGCUUUAGAAACUUGCAUGAAAAAUACUAAUAAUUUUAAAGACACAUUAUUAGAAACUAUUACUUAGAAGUUAGACAAUAAAUUAAUUGAAAAAGAUAAAGAAAUCGAUUAUUUAAAAUAAGAACUUUUAAUUCUAAAAAGUUAAAUCAAUUAAAAAGAUCAAACUAUUAUUGAUUUAGAGGAUAGUCUUAAGGAUAUUAAUGAGAGAGAAAUAACAUAUUUGAAAUCUUAAAUUGAAACAUUAAAAAGUUAAUUGAUUACUAGAGGCCAGACUGUUUCUGAAUUAUAAUAUAGUGAAAGAGAUUUUAAUGAUCAAACCUAUGAUUCUAUUAAUUAAAAUACAGCAAGUCAAUUUCUUCAAUAAUAAGAAUUGGCCAAAUCUGAAUUCUAAUUCUUAAGACCUCAAACUGUUGCAUAAAGUUAAUUAUAAUUAACUGUUCAAUAAACAGAAAGAUUUCAAUUUGAUGCUGAACCUGUCACUUUAGAUAAGAUUUCUUAACUUAAUUAUAUGUUUGAUCAUCUUAAUAUCACAAUCUUCUCUUAAAUCUACUUGCGAAGACUGUAAUUAGGAUCUCUUAUUGGAUAUGAUAUUGAUUCCUUUAAAAAUAAUUGCACCAAUAUAGAAAAUUUACUUAUUUUGAUUAGAGUUUUUGAUUAUAAUAAAAUAAUAGGAGUUCUAAAUUAUGGAAAUUAAAAAUAUUUGCUUAAUAUAUCGAAUCGCUAAAUAUAAGAAUAGGAUGAUAUUCUUUUAUUCGAAGAUAAUAUCAUUGAGAUUCCUGGUUAACUUACAAUAUGUAAUGGUUGUGAUUCUAACACUUGUUAUGGCUCUACUUCUUUGACAGGAAAUAAAGAAUUUGUAGUAGAGGAUAUUGAAGCUUAUUCAAUGGAAAUUAGUCAUAAUUUGUGAUAAAAUUAUAUUAGAUAAAAU
Molecule: messenger RNA, 2002 nt
Organism: Paramecium sonneborni
Lineage: Eukaryota; Ciliophora; Oligohymenophorea; Peniculida; Parameciidae
Source: the annotation of a GenBank genome assembly